This is a messenger RNA of Aricia agestis (brown argus), 731 nucleotides long. RefSeq names its product muscle-specific protein 20-like. Gene Ontology annotation, molecular function: actin binding. The record is from RefSeq and is a predicted model, not a curated record. Gene Ontology annotation, biological process: actomyosin structure organization. Lineage: Eukaryota; Metazoa; Arthropoda; Insecta; Lepidoptera; Lycaenidae. The transcript is spliced from 4 exons. The coding region runs from base 118 to 663 and encodes 181 amino acids.
CAGUAAAGCUUAUUUAGUUGUGCGCUUUUGCGAGAGAGCCAUCUAGUGACACUCGUGCGAAACAAGCCCAGUGCUCAGUGUUUUUAGUGAUUUGAUAUUGAUUUUUUAUAAAGAAAAAUGCCUGGACGUCCAAUUUGGCAGUGCGCGGGCAAACGCGAGCCAGAGAAGGAGGUUGAAGCCCAGAGAUGGAUAGAAGCUGUCAUCGGGGAGAAGUUCCCCAACCUGCCGUACGAGCUGGCCCUCCGUGACGGCAUCAUUCUCUGCAAGCUGAUGAACCGCCUCCAGCCCGGCAUCAUCACCAAGGUCAACGUGUCAGGUGGUGAUUACAAAUUCAUGGACAAUAUCAGUCAGUUCCAGAAGGCGUGUGUGAAGUACGGCGUGCCGGACACGGACCUGUUCCAGACCACAGACCUGUGGGACCAGAAGAACAUCGCCCUCGUCACACAGACCAUCUUCGCCAUUGGCAGAACGGCCUACAAGCAUCCCGAGUGGCGCGGCCCCCACCUCGGCCCCCGACCGGCGGAGGAGAACCGGCGCGAGUUCAGCGAGGACGUGCUCCGAGCCGGCGAGACCGUCAUCGGCCUGCAGGCCGGCACCAACAAGCUCGCCUCGCAGUCCGGACAGAACUUCGGCGCGUCACGCAAAAUUAUACUCGGAAGAUAGACUACUGUUAUAGUUUAUUGUAAUGUUAAAUGUAACUAUAUUUUAUGUUAAAAAUGAAAAAUAAUCGA